Molecule: messenger RNA, 1368 nt
Organism: Meloidogyne enterolobii
Lineage: Eukaryota; Metazoa; Nematoda; Chromadorea; Rhabditida; Meloidogynidae
Source: the annotation of a GenBank genome assembly
UUAAUUAAAAUUAAAUUUUUUAGUCAACUCAACGAAAUGGAUACAAAAUUAGUCAUCCAUAUUAACCAUAAAACUUCGUUUGGCACAACAGAAACAUUGGGUGAAUAUAUUUUUCAAUUAGAAAGGAUGCCUAGAGUUCAACCUUUAGCUUGGUUUAAAUUAUCAAAAGCAGGAAGUGCUCUUAAUCCUCAUACCUCAGCUUCUAAUAAGAACAGAGGGCAAAUUCAAUUGGGCUUUCAGUUUUUUAAUUCACUCGGCAAUCGCGGGGCUACAUCUGUCUCUAAUAUGUCUUUAAAUAAAAUUGAUAAAGAAGGGAAAUUAUAUUGCCUUCGUCGAAAAAUGCAACAAAUUGGUAGGAAAGCAACGGGUAUGGAUGAUACAAUAUCAAAUCAAGGAGAUGAUUCUCAAUCUUUUGCUUCUGUUUCAAUUAAUAACCAUCUUGGUAAUCAUUAUGGGGCAGAUGAUCAUCGUCGUUCUUCUCUUUUGUCUACAAAUUCUGCCGCUCAUUUGGCUCUUUCUUCACCAUCUCCUAAUCCCUCAACACAAUUAUUGCCUGAUGAUUUAACUUCUGGAAUUGGAAGGCAAUUGGCCGAUGAUGCAAUUUCUACACAAUCAACAACUUUUGGUGUUGGAGUGACACCUCGCCAUCCCUUUACCAAUCAAAAUGCGAAUUCUUUAUCUGUACAAAAUAUUCAAAUUAAUGGCUCAAACCGUAAUAUUGGAGCUAAAGACCAAAGAAAUGUUUAUGCCAAUACAUCAAGUGAAUUACCUUCUUUUGAAAAACAACAUCUUCAUCCUAAUGCUUCUUCUCAAAGUUUUGAUUUUGAACAAAGCUCUAUAGAUGGAAAUCGUUCAAGUAUCUCUGGUGGUUCGGCUUUUGGUGGAAUUAUUGUUACUCCAACUUUGAUUAGAGAGGAGACUCUUUUAAAUGAUGAGCAACCACAAGUAUCUUCUAACAAAUUGCGUGUAAAAAUGCGUCAAAAAGCGGAACAAUUACUUCAAUUGCGUGGAUUAACUGGAGGCAACAGUUCCUCAAAAAAACAAAAUUUAACAAGACAAGAAUUAUCGGAAUUUCCUGAUUUUGCUGACAAACUAAAUCGCCGCGAUUCCCUUGGCUCUUCUUCUGGAUUUGUUUCUCUUGGCUCUGGACAGUUGGGUGCUUUGAAUGAACAUACUUCGCCUGAUUAUUUACUUAAUGUGAUAAAACAUUUGAGAAAUGAGUUGAUGAAGAAAGAAGAAAGAAUUCGAAGUUUGGAGGAAUACACAGAUAAAUUGGUUGCAAAGGUGAUGGUAACAAACCCAGAAUUACUUGCCGCCCCUAUUAAUACUUCAACAACAAAAAUUAUAUCAAAAAAGAAAAGGCUUUAA